GCUGCCAGUCGGUACGGUUGAGGAAAAUUUUCUUUCUCCAGCUUCCGGUCAGAAAGCGUGUGGUUCACGGGCAACCUAGGUUCAGCAGACUGCCCGGUGCCGGACAGAGAACUUGUUGCUGCUUCGUGGUGAAGGCCGUUUAGCCUUUCCGCAAGGGAAAACCACGUGCUGCUCAGUAAGGGGUUUGGGUUGUCGGGGGUUUGUGUCUGUUUGCGUGCGAGCGAGUGAAGCAACAGGUUCAAACGGCCCCACCGCGGUUCGGUUUGGUGGUGUGGCGAAAAAAACCCGGGACCGGCCCGUGCUCGAGUGUAACGAACGCAGCAGGACACACAGCAGGGGAUAGGCAGCAGUGUGUGCGGCAAUAAUAAUGGCAUCGACAGAUUACGAUUAUUUAAUUAAAUUUCUGGCUGUGGGCGACUCGGGUGUCGGCAAGACCAGCUUUCUCUACCAGUACACGGACGGAGUGUUUCACACCAAAUUCAUCUCGACGGUUGGGAUUGACUUUCGUGAGAAGCGGGUCCUGUACACAUCCAACGGCAUCAACCAUCGGGUUCACCUGCAGCUGUGGGACACAGCUGGGCAGGAACGUUUCCGUAGUUUAACGACGGCUUUCUACCGGGACUCGAUGGGUUUUAUUUUGAUUUUUGACAUCACGAACGAGCAGAGCUUUCUGGACGUACAAAACUGGAUGGAGCAGCUGAAGACGCACGCCUACUGCGAGGACCCGGAGAUCAUACUGUGCGGAAACAAGGCCGACUUGGACCACCGGCGGGCUGUCAGUGAAACACGGGCCAAAAGUCUGGCCGAUAAGUACUGUAUCGAUUACAUCGAGACGAGUGCUUUCACCGGACACAACGUUAAGAUGGCCAUCGAAUUGCUGCUGGACAAGGUCAUGAAGCGGAUCGAAACGAUUGUGCUCAGUACGACGAUUCAGGCGCGGCGGGGCGUUCCAAAGCUGUUCGUUGACACGAAAGAUCCACCGAUCAAGCUCGAGAAGGGGGAGGAUGGCGAAGAGCAGCAGCCGGAGGCGUCCGGGUGCAGAUGUUGAAACAAGUGUCGUUUGAAAUCCAGCCACUAGUUUUUUUUAUACCUAGUUGUGAGAGCAGCAGCACUUUGUUAUUGAAGCAACGGAGGAAUGUUGGUUUGUGAGUUUCGCCUUAAAGGCGAAACCGAAACAAAAGUAAAAAAAAAAUAGUACAGAAUUUUGUGAGUUAGACAAUAUUUACAGACAAACGCAAAACCGGAUCAUAUUACAAGCCACAUCAGUAUUCAAUGUUGAUGGUUGAAUGUAGUUGGUGUAUUUAGCGAAGUAAAAUAUGAAAACAAACUGAUGGAAAAAAAGAAUAAAUAAAUGUCACA
Messenger RNA from Wyeomyia smithii (pitcher-plant mosquito), 1359 nucleotides. It is a transcript of the gene Rab27, whose product is annotated as ras-related protein Rab-27A. Gene Ontology annotation, biological process: melanosome transport; positive regulation of exocytosis. The transcript has 3 exons. Bases 368 to 1048 code for a protein of 226 amino acids. Gene Ontology annotation, molecular function: GTP binding; GTPase activity. Gene Ontology annotation, cellular component: melanosome; secretory granule. NCBI's taxonomy places the organism in Eukaryota, Metazoa, Arthropoda, Insecta, Diptera, Culicidae. The record is from RefSeq and is a predicted model, not a curated record.